Salvelinus fontinalis (brook trout) is the source of this 1606-nucleotide messenger RNA. RefSeq names its product fibroblast growth factor-binding protein 2-like. The transcript has 2 exons. Gene Ontology annotation, biological process: cell-cell signaling. Gene Ontology annotation, molecular function: growth factor binding. The record is from RefSeq and is a predicted model, not a curated record. The coding region runs from base 80 to 934 and encodes 284 amino acids. NCBI's taxonomy places the organism in Eukaryota, Metazoa, Chordata, Actinopteri, Salmoniformes, Salmonidae.
CAUAAAUAGCAGGAGGGACCCUCAGCUUCUGCAGUCCCACUCUCACUCCCUCUCUCACACUUAAUCAUCUGGCAUAACAAUGUGGACUCGGGCUAGUGCACUGCUGCUCCUCGCCUGCUGCCUCUGGGCAGUGGAGGGUCAGAACGAGAACGGCAAUGGCAACACGAGGGCAGGCAAUGGUGGUGGUGCUGCUGCUACUGCAGAGAAUGGGAAGAGUGUCUGGGAGGACCCCAUCCAGUUCAACAACAAAGCAAAGGACUUGUGCACCAUGAGCGUCACCGGCCAGGGAGAUGUCACCAGGCUGAGGAUAUCCUGCCAGGGUGCAGAGAGAACCUACUGGUGCGAGUACACGGGCAAGCCCCAGAUGUGCCGUGCCUACAACAACAACCCUCGCCAUUAUUUCACCCAGAUCAUGUGGGACCUGAGGAAACUCCAGAACGCCUGCCAGGCACCCAAGGCUAUCAAGCCUCAGAUGUGCAAGAGGGCACCGGAAGACGCCCAGAUGUUGUUCUCCGCUUCCUCCACGCCAGAGGCAGCAUCAGCAGCCACCCCCCAAAAGCCGGAGAAAACCCAAGAGUCAACCCAGGCGAAACCAGAGACCCCCAAGACACCGAUCGUCAAGCAGGCUAAGCCAGCCGCAACCAAGCCUGAGCAGCCAAGACCUGAGCCAGCAAAACCAGAAGCAAGACCAGCAUCUACAAAGCCAGUGCAAUCCAGACCUGUGCAGGCAAAACCAGCAGCUGCAAAACCAGCAGGAGCAAAACCAGCAGUGAACAAGACAGCAGUACUGAAAAAGAUUCUGACACCCAAACCAACCACUCCAAAACCAACCAAGCCCACUGUCAAGAGCAAUGCCAAAAAGAUUGCACAAGAGUAUUGUUGGCAGUCACUUCAAGGCAUCUGUUCCUAUGUCAUUGGUUGGUUUCAGAACUAAUAAUAAAGAUUUAGAUUUCCUGGGAAGAUGAUUUCAAAGGUCUGACUAAAGAGGUGCUCAGAGUGGUUUUCCAGAUGAGGACUUUGUUAAUAAAUGUUAUAGAAGAGAGUUUGAACACCCUCUUCAUGGGAAUGAUCGUGCUGACAUUUCUGUCAAUCAAACAUCUUUCCAGCCAGCCAUUUUACCAUGAGUUGUGAGUGUUCCAUUGAGACCAAUACCAAUCCAAAUUAUUUUGUGAAAUUGUAAUUCCAAGGGUCACAAUAACAACUGAAAGCAUCCAUACCUGAAUGUGUGGAUCGGGUAUGGACAGAUAGUUAAAUCCAUCGUCUUUCACAUGGUACUCAUUUUGUCAAAAAUGAGUACCAUGGUUUUUGUGUCAGAAAGCACUCUACACAUUCCGACAAACCUAUGGUACCCUAUGAUGUACUCUCCUAAGGCAGAUACACCAUUGGUUUUGCCAUUUUUUUGUAUGUUUGUUUAUGUGUACGUUUGUAUUACCAUAAACCACGUAUUGAAUAUGCUGUGUUGGGGGAAAACAUGACAAGGUUUUUGUGUCAUUCACAUAGUAGUGUGGCAUAUUCUGCAAACUCUUCCACUGGUUCAUUGUACAGAAAUGUCACAAUCAAUGUAUGAAUGACUGUAUAUAAUGAAUAAAGUGUGUUCUUAAUUUUU